This is a messenger RNA of Acipenser ruthenus (sterlet), 9351 nucleotides long. Its product is annotated as immunoglobulin superfamily member 10-like. Bases 187 to 8526 code for a protein of 2779 amino acids. Gene Ontology annotation, molecular function: protein binding. The transcript is spliced from 7 exons. Gene Ontology annotation, cellular component: extracellular region. The record is from RefSeq and is a predicted model, not a curated record. Lineage: Eukaryota; Metazoa; Chordata; Actinopteri; Acipenseriformes; Acipenseridae.
UUUCCAGUAAAACGGGUGUUUGCAUUGGUCCUGGAGUUUUGAAAGUGUUUCCUCAUCACAAGAAAAUUGUAUUUUUAUUAAAGGAUGCUGACAUUGUUAGCCAUCUGGCAACUCUGCAAAACUGUUACACUGUUACUUGGCAAUGUAAAUACUGUCUAAUGGUGAUCUAAAAGACCUUUCACCAGGAUGAAUGUUUUCAGCAAAAGAGGUUUCUGCUUGUGGUGGAGGUUGCUGGCGUUCUUAUGUUUCUGGGCUGGGAUACUUCCAAAAAGCAGCGCCUGCCCCAAGUCAUGUGCUUGUUACGUUGCAACUGAAGUGCACUGUACAUUUAGAUAUUUGACAUCCAUACCUGAGGAAAUUCAGCCAAACGUGGAGCGCGUCAACCUUGGGUACAACAGUUUAAUACAAUUAAACGAAAAUGAUUUUUCUGGACUUAAGCAUCUGGAAUUGUUAAUGCUGCACAGUAAUGCAAUCCAAACGAUAGCCGACAAGGCGUUCAGUGAUCUACAGUCAUUACAGAUCCUGAAGAUGAGUUACAACAAAGUCAAAGAACUGAACAAGUAUACUUUCCAUGGUCUUCAAGGCCUAAUAAGGCUCCAAAUGGAUCACAACAACAUUGAGUUUAUUAAUCCUGAAGCCUUCUACGGACUUACAUCAUUAAAACUGGUUCACCUGGAAGGGAAUGCGAUCCAACAGCUUCACCCUGAUACCUUUGUUACCCUGCGUUACAUUCAGAUCUUCAAAACAUCUUCCAUCAAAAACAUUUACCUCUCAGACAACGCCCUGAGCAGCCUACCGCCUGAAAUCUUUUCUUACACUCCAGACCUCGAGAGUGUCUAUCUACAUGGAAACCCAUGGGCCUGUCACUGUAACAUGGAAUGGUUUGUGAAAUGGAUGGAAGAAAAACCAGGACUGCUGAAGUGCAAACGAGACAGAUCAUAUGCAAGUGGUUUUCAGUGUCCCAUAUGUGAAACACCUGUUGCAUCUAAAGGCAAAGAUAUGUCACGUCUUCCCUUGUCAGCUUUGGCCUGCUUCAAACCUGAGAUAGAUCCUCACCUUAAACAGAAGAAUAUUUCCUUAGAUGAAGGAGACUUCACGCCAAUUUCUUCCAAUGACUUUAUUGCACCAAUUGGGUCUAUGGUCCUGAAUAUGACAGAUCAGUCAGAGAAUGAUGCAAGUGUGGUCUGCUCUGUCCAAAGACCCAGGGCAUUAAAAGGGGUAUCCGUAGACAAGAAGGAUGAUGUCAUAUUUUUAAGUGCAUCUUUCUCCACGUAUUUGGUUUGUAAUAUUGACUAUGAGCACAUCCAGCAGCUCUGGAGGAUACUGGCCAUGUACAGUGACUUACCCAUGACGCUUUCAAGAGGUUUGAUGCUUACUAAAACACCAUAUAUAAGUUACAAGUAUCAACAAAAAGAAGAUGAUGAUGAAGCCGCCUUUAGUGGCAUAGAAGCAGAAGUCAAAGCAGAUCCUAUAUGGCUGAUGCAAGGACAGUUUACAUUGCAAUUAGACAGGACAACGACUACAUUCAGUACACUUCAUAUCAAAUAUGCAAGUGACAUUCAAAUGAACAUCGAAAAUAAACCCCACAAAUACACUUGGGCCAUGAUAAAGAAAGAUAAUACUACAAAAACAGAGCACUCGGUUUUGAUAGGUGGCACAGCGGAACUGGACUGCCAAGCCUUUGGGGAACCCAAGCCUGCAAUUGAAUGGAUUAUGCCCGAUGGUAGCAAAGUGCGUGCACCUUACAGUAGUGAAGACGGGAGGAUUAUAAUUACUACGUCUGGCAGAUUUACAUUAAAGGCAGCGGACAGUUCUGAGACAGGACUGUAUCGCUGCAUAGCAACAAAUUACCUAGAUGCAGAUGUGCUUGCCUUUAGGAUUACCGUUUUGAAUCCAGAUGUGGAAGAGAUAGAUGUCAAUGGUGCUCAGAUGUCCAGAGCUCUUGGAGAAAGUCUGUUUCUUCCAUGUGGAUCUGUUGGUAUUCCUGAAGCAUCUAUUAACUGGAUAUUACCAGAUCAUACUGUGCUAGACAAGUCAUUAGGAAAUAAAAAACUUUAUCAAAAUGGCACAUUAGGAAUUCAGGGGAUAACUGAAAGAGACCGUGGUUUUUAUAGAUGCCUUGCAUCAAAUCACUAUGGAGUUGACAUUUUGUCUUCCAAAAUAUUGCUUGCAGACAUUCCUAGCCGGGAAACUACAUUGAAGGUGGAUAAUAAAUAUCUAUCAGAAGAAGGCGAGGGGUCAGGAAAUGAGGGUGAUCCUGCCUCAGAGGAAACCCAAACAGAUUAUAAGGAACUAUCUCCAAGCACAUCCCUUAAAACCAGGCAAGAAUCUAGAACUUUAACUUCAAACCGAGUGUAUCCUACACAAAGGAAAACACAAGACAGGACUUCACUUCACAGGAAAAACGGCUUGUCAAGCAAUAGGAGACUCUGGGGAAACAGGAGGACAUUUAAUAAUUCAGCCAGGAAAGUAGACCCUCAGCGGUUUGCACAAUUCAUGGCAAAAGCUAAAAAUAAUAAAGCAGCCCAAAGUCAAAAUGAGAAAAUGACAGACAAGCCAUCUACAAAGAGCUAUUCAAACAUAUCAGGGGAUGGAGAAGAAGAAACCUCAGGAGAUGUCUUAGCUGAGGAUGAGCUUUUAAUAAUUACAACAAAGAUGCCCAGCAGUGUUUUAACUACCAUAGAAACUAAUUCUGAGGAGACAACUGUUGUGUAUCCUGAAAUACAUGAACUGUCAAUAGAGUUGCCAAGCACCUCUAUGACAACAAGUAGUUAUGUAAAUGAGAAUAAUGCACAUACUUCUUCAAAGUCAACAUCGUACACAACAACACCAUACACAACUAUCAUUCCUAAAGUAAAUAAAUUAUAUACAUAUGGGCAAAACAAUGAAAGACCCUUAUCUCAACCUGCCACAGUGGAAUCCAUAAUAACAGACUCCAGUUCUGAAGUGCAAUCAGCAUUUUCAGGUGGACCAAAUAAAUAUCUCAAAACCUCAACUUCUGUUCAGCCUUUAUUAAGUAGAAAGGCACACGAUACCAGAAUACCAGAAUUAACUAUUGCAAAGCCUGGACCUUUGCCAGAAACUCCAGUUCAAGUUUCAACAGAAUCUAAUCAGCAAAAAUCUGUCACAGCCAUCACAACUGCUCAAGGUGAACGAGACGAGAUAACGUUUCAUACCACACAGAAGAUAACAUCCCCUCGACUGCCUGGAGGAUCUACGAUCAUCUCCCAUCAACAGAUUCAGAUCAUUAGAGGUGACACUUCGAAUCCUUCUGGAAGUAAGCAGCGUACUGGCAAAGUAAGAAAGUUCCCUGGUAGGCGCAGAAUUAUCAGACCAAACAAAAUUCCAGAUAUACAUGCAUACUUGCAUAAAUUUGUGAAGCCAAACAAAGGGUCCACAAUAUCUGAAAAAGAUAAUGCUACCACUCCUAUAUCCAUUGAGCUAACUACAAAAUGUGAGUAUCAUAUAACCAAUGCUCCACCGGGGAUUGUUCAACCAGGUCCUGAAAAAACUGGAACCAAUACCACUGAAGCUAGUAGAAAGGCUAAAGAGCCUAUCAGUGUGGUCAAACCCUCAACAAAAAAUGAUAGACAGUAUAAUUCUGUAUACAAUAAAUCUAGGCACUCAGUAGGGUUAGGUAAACAAACACCUACAGUCACUUCACAAACAGGGUUUAGGACACCCUUAACUCAGGCUGCCACUAAAGACUUCUUGGUGAUCACAAAAACUACAACUACUACCAAAUCUACAACUACCAAACCAACAGAACCACAAAGAUCACUUAUAACACCUACCUUUACUCCACCUGACCGAACCAAAGAAUCUGUUAUGACAUCAGUCAGUACCAGCAAAGCUGACAGACUCUACCCCACCACCACCCAAGCUACCACAACAUCCUCUAGGGUUAUUAGAGGGAAAAUUCCUUGGAAUAAACUUUUUGGAAACAGACAUAGUCAAAAGGAACUGCUUAAGAGAUUGCGCAAACCAGUACGACCAGUGACCACCACAACAAUGACACCAGCAAAAACCACCAUUACCACAGCACCAGCAAAAAUGACAAUCGCUCUGCCCACAAGUAAGACCCUAGCCUCACCUUUUACAACUUUGACGACAGCUAUUGACCAGAGUGCAGUCAUUGAGUCUUCAGCAACCUCCUCAGAUUAUGCUUCCGGGUCUUCUUUUACCACUGAAAGUCAACCAUCAAUUAAAGUCCAAGCCCCGCCUUUGACAACUUUGUCCCCUGUUAUUGAUAAUAGUGCUGCCGUUCAAUCUUCACCUUUCUUGCCUGAUUACACUUUGGGGGUUCCAACAACAACUGAAACACCACCAGCAACUAGAAUCCUAGCUUCACCGUCACCAACAAUGUCAGGAGCUAUUGAUCAUACUACUGUGAUUCAAUCCACCGCAUCCUUGCCUUAUUAUUCUCUUGGGUCUUCUAUGACUACAGAAAUACAGCCGGCAACCAGAGUCAUUGCUUCACCUUUGUCAAAGACUGCAGUCAUGGAGUCUUCAGCAACCUCAUCUGACUUUUCUUCAGGGUCUUCUUCUACCACUGAAGAACAGACAGUCUUAGAGCUGCUCCCAGCUGUUACCUCUCUAAAGACUACCGCCGCAAUAUCCAAGCCCAAAACCACUUCAACCACCACCAGAAAGCAAGUUGUACCUUUUAGAAGAAAGGGACUUCGUCGCCGAAGACCAAAUAAAAAGACAAUAAUGACCCAACACACCACAGCAGAUCCAUUUAGGAAAAAAGAGGCUCCCACCACAAUGAAAACUACCACCACCAGCAGCAACAGAUCUCCCAAGGCAUAUUUUACUACAACUACUGUGAAACCCACAACUACGACCAAAACUACAACUACAGUCCAAACAACAACGUCUACCAAGCCUACAACAACUACUACCAAACCUACUACAACUACCAAACCUGCUACUACAACUACUAAACCUACAACUACUACCAUACCUACUACAACUACCAAACCUGCUACUACAACUACUAAACCUACAACUACUACCAAACCUACUACAACUGCCAAACCUACAACUACAACUACUAAACCUACUACUACAACUGCAAAACCUACAACUACUACUAAAUCUACAACAGCUACUAUCAAAACAACAAGUGCUCCUGAAACUACAACUCGUGCUGUCAAAACUAUUUUAGGAAUCCCAUCUACUAAAUCAACAAAAACCACACAAAGUUCACGCUUUAUAAAACCCAGGCCAAAUCAAUUUACAGCUACUUUUAUAGAAACAAAAUCUCUUGAUGGAAGUGGGAGUUAUUUCCCUCAGUCACAUAUACAGAAACCUACUCCUUCUCCAUCAACAAAAGUGACAGAGUCCCCACGGUGGACUAGCAGGUUCUGGCAGAAACCACUUCCUGAGGCCACAGACAGAGGAAAGACUUUAACUAUUAACACGCUGACGAUACUAAAGGCCCCUCAGAGGUAUACAAAAGCCCCACCUACCUUUAGCAGUGACAUGGAAAAUGCCAUAGCUAAUGGACAUAAGAAACACACUGAAUUGGAAGCAUCAACGUCUAAUGUCAUAGACUUGGAACCUUUGCCAAAGAACCAUCCAUCAAAGCCCAGAAUAGUGGGUGGGAAUGCAGCCAGCUUCACUGUUCUUUCCAACUCUGAUGCCUUUGUACCAUGUGAAGCUUCAGGAAAUCCUAUUCCUACAAUAACCUGGACCAAAGUUUCUUCAGGUACUACAUUAACUAUGAAGGCCAAACGGGGGAACAGAUUUGAAGUUUUUAAAAAUGGGACAUUGUCUAUCCAGAAUGUUAAUGUUCAGGACCGUGGACAGUACCUUUGUACAGCAGAAAACCAGCAUGGAUCUGACAAACUUCUUGUAACACUGUCUGUAGUGGCUUAUCCUUCACGAAUCCUGGAGCCUAAACUGAGAGAAAUGAAAUCUCAUUCUGGAAACACUGUGAUAAUAAAAUGCAAAGCAGAAGGAAGACCACCGCCUAUUGUCUCAUGGAUUCUUGCAAACAAAACGUUUGUCAGGGGUCCCGUUUCAGAAAACAGCAGAGUUUCAGUGGAUUCGGAUGGGACUUUAACCAUUAAGGAUGUUAGCGUGUAUGACAGAGGACAUUACAAAUGUGUGGCAAGCAACCCAGCUGGAGCCGAUACAGCCACAAUCAGACUGCAGGUAGUAGCUGCACCUCCUGUUAUUAUAGAAGAAAAAAGACAACAUGUGAAAGGAGAGAUAGGGCAAUAUUUGAGGCUGCCCUGUACAGCCAAGGGAAACCCCCAGCCCACAGUGCGGUGGGUUCUGUUUGAUGGAACUGAAGUUAAACCUUUGCUGUAUGUCAAUGCAAAACUGUUUGCAUUUGCUAACGGAACUCUUUACAUCAAAAACUUAGCCACUUCUGACAGCGGAAAUUACGAAUGUAUUGCUACAAGUUCGACUGGCUCAGAAAGAAGGGUGGUUAAUUUGAUGGUAGAACAGGUGGAGACUGUGCCCAAAAUAGUGACUGCAUCGGAUCGAAGAACUGACCUUAAUUAUGGAGACAGGUUAUUGCUAAACUGCUCAGCUGUCGGAGAUCCCACACCUCGAAUCAUUUGGAGAUUACCCUCAAAAGCUAUUGUGGACCAGUGGCACAGGAUGGGAAACCGGAUCCACGUGCAUCUUAAUGGCACCUUAGUUAUCGAUUCUGUCAGUGAAAAAGACGCCGGGGACUACCUCUGUGUUGCCAGGAACAAAAUUGGAGAUGAUCUUCUGCUAAUGAAAGCCACUGUGGCAAUGAAGCCUGCAAAGAUAGAAUACAAGCAAUUCAUAAAAAAACAAGUGCCAUACGGAGAUGACCUGAAAGUAGACUGCAGAGCUUCUGGAGCCCCCGAACCUGAGAUAACAUGGGGUUUGCCGGACGGUACGAUGGUAAACAGCGUGCUGCAGGCUGACGACAGUGGCACCAGGAGACGCCGCUAUGUUCUCUUUCAUAACGGAACCCUGUACCUAAACAAGGUCGGGGUAGCCGAAGAAGGAGACUACACUUGUUAUGCAGAAAAUACACUUGGGAAAGAUGAGAUGAAGGUCCACGUCACUAUUGUGACAGCAGCUCCUCGCAUCAGGACCACGGCCCAUACGUUUGCGAAAGUGGAAGCAGGGGCAAAGGUGAUGUUCAACUGCGAGGCAGUGGGAGAGCCCAAGCCAAAGAUAAUGUGGCUCUUACCAUCUAAUAACAUGAUUGCAGCUUCAAAUGACAGGCAUCUGAUGCAUGUAAAUGGCUCACUGGCUAUCAGGAAUCUCAAGGUGACAGAUUCUGGUGAAUAUCUGUGUGUAGCCCGAAACACUGGGGGAGAUGACACAAAGGUCUUCAAGCUUGAGGUCGAUGCCAUUCCCCCAAUUAUAAACGGAUUGUACAGAAACAAAACCAUCAUUAAAGAUGAUGCAGUGAAACAUACAAAAAAGCUAAUUGACUGCAAGGCUGAGGGAACUCCAACGCCACAAGUCAUGUGGAUUAUACCAGACAAUAUUUUCUUAACAGCUCCAUACUAUGGCAGUAGAAUAAUAGUACACAGGAACGGCACAUUGGAAAUUCGCAACGUCAGAGUGACAGAUACGGCUGAGUUUGUAUGUGUAGCUCGUAAUGAUGGAGGAGAGACUGUUAUGGUGGUGCAGUUGGAGGUCACCAACAUGUUGAGGAGGCCCAUGUUCAAGAACCCAUUUAAUGAGAAAGUAAUGGCAAGAACUGGUAAGACCACUAUCUUAAAUUGUUCUGCUGAUGGAUACCCUCCACCGGAAAUGAUCUGGCUUCUGCCUAAUGGGACGAGGUUUACAAACAGUCAAAAGACUGCAAAGUACCAACUGGGAAGCGAUGGCACCCUUAUCAUUUACAAUCCCAGUAAGAGCGAUGUUGGGAAGUACAGGUGUGCUGCCAGGAACAAGGUUGGCUAUAUUGAAAAACUGAUUGUUCUGGAGGUUGGUCAGAAGCCAUACAUCCUUACUCAACCAAAAGGGCUCAUUAGAAGUAUCAGUGGACAGACUCUUUUCCUUCACUGUCUCUCUGAGGGCAGUCCCAAACCCAAAGUAAGCUGGACAGUUCCAGGUGGAUACAUGUUGUCUAGACCUCAGAUAAACGGGAAGUAUAUUCUUCUUGAAAACGGAACUCUUGUUAUUCAAGAGGCCGGUGUUCACGAUAGAGGGAAUUACAUUUGCAAGGCACACAACGACGGUGGGGAGGCUACAAUCACAGUGCCUGUGAUAAUCAUAGGCUACCCACCUCGCAUAACCAGCGGGCCGCCACAGAGCGUGCGCACAAGGGCCGGGGCAGCUGUUCAUCUUAACUGCAUGGCAAUUGGGAUUCCCAAACCCGAAAUCACGUGGGAGCUGCCUGAUCACUCAGUGCUUUCAACGGCUGGCAAAGGUCGGCCCACUGGCAGCGAGCUUCUACAUCCACAGGGCACGCUGGUCAUCCAGAAACCAAGUGUUUCGGAUUCAGGAACAUACAAGUGCUUAGCCAAGAAUCAUUUUGGCACAGAUUCAAAAAUAACAUAUAUUCAAGUUGUGUAAUAAAAAUACAAAAACACCACAAUACAAAAUAAUGUUUCUUGUUUAUCUAAAUAUUUGUCUCACCGUCUUGACCAAUAACAGAUAUUUCUGGUGAACCAUAUUUAUUAUUAUUAUUGUUUUGUUUUUGUUUUUUUACUUUAGCAAAAGACAUCUUACUUUGAGUUGUAUGGCAGCCUUGACAAACAGUGAGCUGUUUUCUUAGUUGUCAUUUAAGGUCAAGAGAAUACAGCCUGAAAGUGCAAUCGCACGCAGAAAGACAUGUUAUGUUUCCAACAUAGCCAGAGUUACUGUUACAUUUCUGGAAGGAUUUUGUGGAAACUUACAUGGUCUGGUGAAGCAACCCACAGAAAGCAGCAUUACAAAGCAGAUUACCAAAAAUAUGUUUCAAAUAAAAAAAGAGUGACUUGUGGACAAUUUUGUAAAUACAUCAUGGAGUAUAUUACUGCAUCUUUUAUUACUCUGUUUGUAUAGCAUUUUUCCAGCAUCAAAACAUGCUCUGGUAGAAAUCAGUGAGCAUUGUGUUUUGAAAUAUCAUGUAUAAUGGAGGAUUCAUCUUCAAAUAUUACACUGGAUUGCCUUCAUAUAACCAGAACUGUUUACUUAUAUUCACCUUUAUAAGCAAUACAAAAAAUAAAUAAAAAUACAUAUACGUUUGCUCCAGUUUGAUUAUGCCUGCCUUAAUGGGAGUAAUAUAUUUGCAUUGUUUUAUACAUUGUUUGGUACAGAUGUAAAAUAAUACUAUUCUUAUUGUACAUGUUUAAAUCCCAUUAAUAAAUACCAUAAAAAAUAUUUUUGUAAGUUUCGUAGAACAAACAAUAGGUGAAA